Messenger RNA from Gongylonema pulchrum, 3909 nucleotides. Lineage: Eukaryota; Metazoa; Nematoda; Chromadorea; Rhabditida; Gongylonematidae. The record is from the annotation of a GenBank genome assembly.
AUGCCACUGACUCAAAUUAUCGUAAUUAGUAUACUGACUGAAAUUGCAGUGGAAGAUGAGCAACUGCCAUUUGAAAUCAAGGAUGUCGUCCGGAUCCGAGCAAAUGAAAAAUUUUCAAAAUAUUAUGAGUGCAUGGAUGAACUUGGAGAAGGAAAGUUCGGAAAGGUCUAUCGAUGCCGCGAAAAAGCAACAGGUCUGCAGCUGGCAGCGAAAAGAAUCAAAAUAAAGCGCGAUGCGGACCGAGAAAAAGUGGAACGAGAGGUGGCGAUAAUGACGCAACUGCGGCAUCCCAGAAUAACGCAAAUUUAUGACGCUUUCGCCACACCUGAAAACGACGUCGUAUUGGUUAUGGAAAUUGUAAAUGGCGGCGAACUGUUUGAUCGAGUGGUCGAUGAAAAUUACAUUUUAACCGAAAUGGCUGUUGUUAUGAUUGUAUGUCAGUUAUGUGAAGCCAUAAGUUAUAUUCAUAGCAAGAAUAUUGUUCAUCUGGAUAUUAAGGUCCAAUUGCAGCCGGAAAAUAUCAUGUGUGUUUCGCAUACGGGUAAUCGGAUCAAACUGAUUGACUUCGGUCUUGCUCAGUUUUACGACGGCUCCUCCAAUCUGCUGUUCAUGGCUGGCACGCCAGAAUUUGUUGCUCCCGAAGUGAUCAAGUUUGAACCGAUUGAUUUCCAUACGGAUAUGUGGAGUGUUGGCGUUAUCACUUACAUUUUAUUAUCAGGCAUAUCACCAUUCCUCGGUGAAACGCUUGGCGAUACAUAUGUGGCUGUCGAGAAAGGCGAGUGGGAAUUCGACGACGAAGCAUUUGAGGCCAUCUCUCCGGCUGCCAAAGAUUUCAUAUCCAAACUUCUGAUAAUGGAUCAAAGCUACAAUAACAGGCAAAGGAUGCUUCCGAAUGAGUGCUUGAACCACCCAUGGAUUGUUGGCAGUCGUGCUAAAGCCGCGAAUGAUUUGAUUUUGAACGCACCAAAUGUUGGCGUCCCAUUAUCGAAAGAAGGACUCAAAUCGUAUCUCCGAAACAAGCGCUUUCGUAAAGCAACUUGGGCACUGGUUUUUCUGAUCCGAUUUAAACGACAAACACUUAUGAAUUACGGGAGGCAGAAGAUUGCUGCGCCAGUGGUCGAGCUGUGCAACGAUCAUCAACUUGAGGAAGUCGCUGAAAUAGGCACAGAAGAAAUAGCGUCAACAGCGGAUACGGCAGUCAAGGAUGAACUGGUUCUCGAUGAGCGGAAGAUAUCUAUCGAUAUCCCGAUAACGGUUGACGUGAAAGUCGAUGAAUCUACCCUGGAAUUGCAAUCGCCAACUUUAACAAAAUAUCCUGAGGAAAAGCUAAGCAGUGAAAUACCGAAAAAGAAACUAAGAGAAAGCAAAGGAGGAGAUAAGGUUACGACGACCAAGAAGAAAGCCAGAAAGCACAAGGAACGAAGUGCAGGAAAAUCCGAUGAAAUAUCUAGCCGACCGAAAAAACUGCACAAAAAGGAGCGAACAAAAACUCCAUCCGACCAAUUACCACAUGAUGAACUGAAAAAACAGUCCAGUACAACAGAGGUUACAAUUCCAGAAGCAGGAAGCAGUGUAAAGAUGACAGAAGUGCAAGUUGAUAUUUCCAAGGAGCCUGUGCUGAUGAACUAUGAACUGUGUACUGGCGUAGGAGCAUCAGAAGUUGCUCAACCUCUCGUCGUAUCAUUUCCCGGGCCCAGUUUAGCUGAAAGUAGUGGCAACGAGAUGAAGAAAGUAACAAGAAGAAAAGGUACCGCCUCGCCGUCUUAUGGUAGCCGCUCUUCACAAGAACUCACUACUCGCAGUGGUUCCAUGAGUAAACUUAGUGGAAUCAACAAAAAAGGCAGUUCGGUUGCCGCAAUUCUGUCAAUGUUUUCGGAAAAAGCUGAACAGGAGGCUCGACGAUUUGAGCGUCGGCCCUCUCGGCAGGUAAGGACAUUUCGUGACGUGGAAAAGCCGUCAUCCAGGAAGGCGUCACUGGCACCGCCAAUUCCAGAAGACGAAGCAGGCUUUGUGAAACGCCCUUAUCGAGCUCCGGAAGAAGAUAAAGAACGGGUUAAAAAUUUGAUUGAGCUCCAUCGUCGUGGUUCCGCCGAUCGGAAACAGGUGAACAUAGAGGAAAUCGUAGCCGUCAAACAUGAGGAAAUUCUUCAGUGCAGCAGCGGGCUCAAGAAACGCGAAAGCGAGACGCUGAAGAGUACUGAACGGAAAGAUGCAGAUUCGAGAAGAAGUGGACAAGAGGCGAGGAAGAAAGCGGAGCGAAGAUCAGAAAGUACGGAACGAAGACCACAAGCAACGGAAGGCAAAAAUGCUUUUAAAAGAAAAGCAAAACGAAAAGAAUCAGCGGCUGACGCAGAGAAAAGCAAAAUUAACGAAAGCGGGGUUGUCGCUAAAGUGAUUGUUCCUGGAUUGCCAGUACCAAAAUCGCACGUUGUGGUGGAGAACAAAUUGGUAGCAGCGUUCGCGGAGGAAAGCAGCAGUAAAAUAGCAGUGCCUCAAGCAGAAUGUAACUACAGGAAUGGGACACCGUCAAAAAAGAGCGCAAGGCAACGAAGAGAACAAACGGACGGCAAACAGGAUGAGGUUCCAUCAACUAAGAUGGAGCUGCUGGGAAACCGAGAUCCUUCACUGACCAGUCUGCAACGUCACCACCAAGCGGGGCUGGAAGGAAAGCAGCAAGUUUGUAAUGCUGUGGUAGAUAGCAAGCUUGCUUCUAGUAAAGAAGUAAAGGAUGGCGUGGGAAGGAGGAAGCUGAAAAAAACUGAUGAAGCUAGAAAUGCCUUUUCAGUGGGUUUAAUGGGUCCAGAAUCAAGCCAGAAGAGAGAGAAUGAAAACUGCAAGAAUACUGAUAUUGUUAUUGAAAAGAAAACCGCUUACAAAAGCUUCACAAACCUUUCGAAAGCACGUGCUGAGAAGCAGACACUGAAGGAGCAGGAAAUUAAAUUCGAAGAAGGUUCCCAAAACACUGGAAACACGGACACCAGUGAAAAUGCCGGAAAUAGUGCUGCAAAAAAGUCUGAUUCAACAAGCAAUGCAUCUGCUAAACUGAAGAAAUUUGUAGCCCCGGAAGCUGUUGUAAAAUCAGACAGUGCCAAAACGAGAAAACUGAAAGAGAGUGCCGUUGUUGCAAAAGGUAAUGGAUGCAGUUUACUGCAGCGAGCAGCUUCUUCUGGCAACAUCUGUCCCGGCCACAGCGCUGUGGAAAUGGAAACUGCUAAAGCUGAGGGCAAGACGAGAGCACUCCCGCGUUUACGGCCAUUACCAUCUAACACAGGCAGUGUAGAUGAAAUUGCUAGAAGUUCCUUAGCGGAAGGCGAAGAUCUGAGGAAGUCGACAGUUGUUUCUUUGCGAAAACCACCGAAAGCUCCAGAACUGAGGUCCGUUGGUGAACGUAAAUUGAGAGUCCUGGAAGACAGGGACAAGACAAAUAGUGAACGAAAGACUGGAAGCACGUCACUUCCAAAUGCGACCACUGGCGAAUCACAGGCACAAAAAUCUUCUCUCUGCGAUGCUACUCUCAAACGUAAGUCAUCCAAAAGGAGUUUUCAAAAAAAUUCGUUAAUGAAAAUACGAUCAGAAAUCAAUCUUGCUGAACAUGCACGAAAAGCUUUGACGGAUGAAUCGGAUACGACAUGCUUGCAACGAAAAGCAUUGGAUGAUGAAGCCACCUUGAAAAAUCGAAUGGCGGGAAUUCGACAAACAAUCACGGUUGCGAGCUUGAAGCACCACGAAAAUUUUAGCUUCGGCUGGCUUAAACUACAGCUCGAAUCGCGAGUAAACAAGGAACGAGAGGAGCAAGCUGCAUGGCGACCUCGUCGGGAUCCGCAAAUUUCACCACUUCAAGUUAAAAAUGCUCAAAAAGCUCUGAGUAUCUGGAAGUCGAUGGAGCAGCGCUUUAUUUCUAACACUUAG